Molecule: messenger RNA, 5631 nt
Organism: Cinara cedri
Lineage: Eukaryota; Metazoa; Arthropoda; Insecta; Hemiptera; Aphididae
Source: the annotation of a GenBank genome assembly
CUUGAUGAUUGGUUAAUAGUCAAUAAUAUCUUUAUUCUAUGGUCAAUAGUCAAUAAUUUAUUUGAUUUAACUGCUAUACUAAUAAUGCACGAUUCCCAUCGUUAAUUAACAAAUGUACAACUUGAGUAAAUUCAUGUUGAGUAUGUCAUUUUUGUACUGGUCCCACAAAUUCACUUCCAUAUCAGUUAUAAGCAUUUUAUUUUCUAGUUGAUAAUUAACUUUGAAGUUAUUGUCAUUAAAGACUCAAUUUUUGAAACUGUAAACUUACAAUAUGAACAGGCCGAGAAAUCAAGCUGAACAUGAACUAAAAGCCAGAGCUCGCAUAUAUGUGGCAAACAUACCGCAAGCUGGUAUGUCUCGCAAGGAAGUUGUAUCCGUAUUUCAUAAAUACGGAGAAAUUGAUAGUAAGUCUAUGACUUGUAAUGUUUUUCUAUUUACAAUAUAUAUAGAUUUAAUUUAAAUGGCUUAACAAAUGUAGUUUGGUUUCCAAGCAAUUUUUUUGUCAAAAUGUGUUUUUGCAUGCUCAAUUUUAUGGUAUUUUCAGGAAAAGUUGCACAAACUCAUUUGGAAGUUAUGGUCAAUAAACUUCAAAAUGUUAAUUUUUUAGAAAAAUUGUCUUUUUGAGUCUAAUACCAAAAAUCUUUUAUUGUAAUUGUUAGUAUUUUUAUACAAAACAUUUUGGUGUUAUCAAAAUGUAUUUAUCGUACUUACUUUUAUAUUAUUGUUAAUAAACCACGCCAUACUUAAUUAUAAAGUUAUUUUAAACAUUUAUGUAUUAAAGUAGGUAACUUAAAAUUGAUUUUUUGGUGUAACUUAUCAAAACUAAUUAAUAUUUGUUGAUUUAGAAGAAAUAGGCGAAAACAACGGACAAAUAUCUAUUGACCCUCAACUGCAUGUCCUUUGUGGUAUUGGCACUUUGAAAAUUUUUGAUUCAUCAAUCUCAACUUAUUAUCUACUGCUAAUCUUUAUAUUUAAAUAUAACAUAUUAUUAAAUUUCAAAAGCAAUAACUACCAAUGUUUACAUGAUGUAUUAUCAUCUCACUGAAUACAACUUAACUGUGAAAAUUUAUCCAGUCCACAGUGGUAUGUUGAGCAAUCUCUAAUUCUCCAGGAAAGAAUGAUAAAGAAACACUUUAUUCAUAUAUAUGUUAAACUCACAAUUACAUAGAGAGAUAAGUUUGACUUAUGGAAAAAUGUAUUUUUCCUUAUAAACAUAAACAUCACAUUUUACCUUUAGAAAAAUGCAGUUUAUUAAUACUAUUAUUUUUUUUUUUUUUACUUGCUUAUUAAUCAUUAUUAUAGUUAUUCAAUGUAUACAUACAUAUUUGAGGGUAUAGUAUUUUUAAUUAAGUUUUAAAAUGUAAUUUUUAGAUGUGAAGUUUUGGAAUAAUCUCAAUAUCUCUGCACAUAUCCAUUAAUACAAUUUUAUUGAAUUAUUUUGAAUUUUUUUGUAAGUACCAUAAAAUUGAUUAUGCAAAAACACAUUUUGAAAAAAGAAAUCACAAAAAAUUGCUUGGGAGCUAAAUUGCAUUUAUGCCUUGUAGUGUAACUAGAAAUUGCCAUUUAAUGUACUACUAAUAAAUGUUAUUAAUAUUUUUUAGAUGUUUCACUGCAAACCAGACAUGUAUUUGUUCAGUUUGUAGAAGAAUCAUCAGCACUUAAAGCAUUGAGUCAAAAUCCACCAGAUUAUAUUAUGAGCAAAAAACUUGGUAUACACAUUUUUUUUUUGUGGGGGGGGACUUGAUCUACCCAAUGUAUAGUAAAUUGCAGACAGUACUUCUGGUCCCAAUAUCACUGACUGCAUUACUGAUAAAGUUUAGUAAUUGGAAACAAGUAUGCUAUACCUACUUAUUUUUUAUCAAUUCAAUAAUAUUCUAAUGUUACAAGACUCGUUUCUUGAUUUAAUUUUCUCCAAUAACCCUCUCAUCUGAGUUUAUACAAUUUUAGGCCUCCUCUUUCAUUUAAUUCAUAUCAUCCACUUGGUCAACUACUGAUAAUCCUGCUAUUUAAUACAUAUCACAAAUUUAGACACUUAGACAAUAUUUAUGAAUGGAUACCGAUCCGUGUUAAACAACUUAAAGGACCUCCGGACAAAAAAGAAACACUCAUGCAAACUGUAAAAAAAAUACUGUAGCACUGGAUAGUAUUACAAAUUCUCUUUGCUUUGUGUGUAUUGUAAAUUUGAUAAUGUCUAAGGUAGCCACACUGUCCCCAAGAAAAUCCAUUUGGGCCCCUAUAAAGCAUCAGGUGAUCAAGUACCCAAUUUGCUACAAUCUUUAACAAAUGUUAACAAAAUUACAGUUAUACAGAUUCAUUAUCAUAAUUUUUUCAGAUGUAAAACCAGUAAGACCAUUUUUUUAUAGAAAUGGAGAAUUGGUGAAAAAUGAAAGAGCAGCUAAUUUUGAUGUAAAUGAUAAAAGGUAUUUUAUGUAAUAUUUGAUUUAUUAAUUUACAGUAAUGAAUUAGGACUUGGAAUAUUAUUGAAAUCUAAUCUUAUUAUAUUAUAUCUAUUAAAGAUUAGAUAAAAUAAUAAUCUAUUGGUGAUUUCAGAAAUGACAGAAACCAACAGAGAGAUUUGUAAGUAAAUAGUUUUUACUUUUUUCAUUAUAAUAAUAAAUCAUAAAUUAAAGAACUCUAAACGUAAUCAAGUAUUUGUACUCCUAAUAUGCUAUUAUGUAUCAUAAUAUAGGACAUUGGUGACAUACUUAUGUCCACAACAAAUUACAUAAUAUAACAUGUCUUCUAUCUGUUAAAUAGUACUUAGAUGAUAUUAGAUAUUUAAAAAAUGUGUUAUUUUCUCUUAAUGAGUUAGUUACAGUUUGUAGUAUUCAAAGAGAUAUUGAUUUAUAUUUAUUAUUACUUAUCUAAAAAAAAUUUAACUAUGUACAUUUAUACUUAUUUAAUUUUUAUAAUUAUUAUUAACAUUUUCAGUGAUGAUUUUAAACCAACCCGACAAAUAAUAAAUCCCAACUUGAUGAAUCCAAAUGCUCCAAAUGAUUGUGAAAUUGUUGUCACAAAUAGUUCUUUAACGUAAGUUUUUUAAAUCUUAUAUGGUACCAAUUUUUUAAAUAUAUUUUUUUCCAUUUUAGUGAAUAUGCAGAAUUUUUAGAAGUUAACCUGAAGAAAAUGAAUAUGAAAGUUGAUUUAUUAUUUCCUAAUCCAGAUAUACCAAUUAAUCGUGUUCUUGGAACUCUAGCUCAAAGAGGAACAUUAUAUGUUUUAGUUGUACGAAAUGAAAACAAAUCAUAUAGGAGUGUCACUGUUGAUAUACUUCAUGGUAUACCAGAAGGUAAUAAAUUCUUCAAUUACCUAAUAUUGUUGUUUAAAUAUUCUUACAAAUAGAAAAAUAUUCAUGUUUAUUAUAUACUAAUAUUUUCAUUUCAGAACACAGGAAUAUGCCUUAUAAAGAUGCAUUGGCGUUUAUUGUUCAUAGUUUUGAAGCAUAUAUAAGAGGAGAAAAAAUGACUCCUUUACCUGGUAUUUCUGGCAUUCCGAUAUCUGAAUGUGGUAUACCUUUAGGUGAAAAACACCCUGAAGGAAUCGAUACAAUAUUGAGUUUAUUAAAAGAUCAAAGAGAUCUUACAGUACUUCAAUAUGAUAUGGUAAGAACAGCAUUUUGACAAAAAGUUUAUGAUAGUAUUAGUGUAUAUUGAAUUUCUUCUUUUCUUUCACCUUCAUCCCAACUAUUUGGGGUUGGUCAUAUAUUUAAUUUAUUUUUUUUUAAUAAAUUAUUAUUUCAAAAACAAGUUCAGAAUAUAAAACUACUAUAAUGAAUUUUUUUUUCUAUUGCCUAUUAUAGGUCUUUUAACUAAUUUAAGCCCUUUGCCAUAAUUACCACAUUUUCAUUAUUUUCCGUCAUUGAUUACCCCUUUAAUUAAAAAUCACUCCCAACUGUUAACUCGCCUUUGUCUUGAACAUUCUACUUCAUAAAGCAUAUAUUAUUUAGCUUCUUAAAUAUCUGGUCUUGUGCUCAUCAUAUAUGUCCUGGUAUAUAUACUUGUUCUUUAUUGUUGCUGCUAUGUUCUCUUUUAAUAGUUUGUAUCAUUUAAUAUACUAAAUGACACACUGGUGUGUUACAUCCAAGUGGUUGAAAAACACUACUUUACUGGAUAUUAUAAGAACAAUACUAAAUUGCAUGAUAUAUAAUUAAAUAAUAUUUAGAAUUAGUUGUUUGUCAAAAUUGAAUCAUUUUCCUCUUUAUAGUUAAAUUUUAAAUUUAACAAAAUGUAAAAAAGUUUUAACUCAAAUAUUCUAAUAAUAAAAAUAUAUUUUAAUUAAAUUCCUCUAAACAAAGUUAAAAAAAAUUCAUUAUGCAUUAAUUAUAAUUAGUUGAUAUCUUAGGGUACAUUCAUUUUUUUUUGUCUGUAAUUUUCAAAAAAAAAAAAAUCUAAACUAAUUAAUCUUAGUACUCUAUUUAUUUAUUUUUUAUCAAUCAGAAAUUAUAAAAAAUAAUUUAAACUAUUAUUUUUUUUAAUAAAGAUACUUCAAUAUUUAAAAGAAAAAAAGGAAGAACAUAUUAAAGAAGAAGUUGGUGCAGUACCUGAGUUUAAGCCAAGUAAUAUUUUUAUAAUUUUAAUAAAAAAAAAAAAUAAUCACUGUAUUUUUUGUAAAAUUAAAAAAUAAUAGUUGUUACAGAUGUUCCAAUUCUUCCAGCGGCAACUACUGUUCAAAAUCCUCAAGCAGCUCAAUUACAAAAUCGUAUAUUAAAUAUAUUGAAUACAUCUCUUUCUUCUAAUGCUCAACCUCAACUGCCAAUUGAAACUAUUCAAACUGAAAAAGAUUCAUCUAGUAUUCUUAAAGAACCUAAUGUUCAAAAAGCAUUAGAAAGUUUAUUUCAGGGAGGUAGUUUACUUAGAAAAUAAAUAUAAUUAAUUAAUUUUAUGUAUGUACAGUUUCCUGUAAAUAAAUUAAUAAUAUAUUAUUGUUUAAAAUAAUGCAAACUAAAUAGCUCUCCCUCCCAACGUCUUGAUUAUUGAUUGAUUUAAUUGUUAGUUUUGAGGUAGAUACACUGUUUACAACAAAAAUUCUAUUGAAAGCUAUCAAGAUUCCCUUACCUUUUUUUCUAUGGUCUUGAAAUAAAUGAUUUGACUAUUUAUGUAAGUAUGUGGUAUUGCAAUAAUGAUUUGACUGAAUUUUAUACUUAGUUUCCCAUAUUUGUAUAAGUUGUAUUUGUAUUAUUAAAUGUAAAUUUAAUGAAAUUAUCAUACUAUUUGUGUUCAUAAUUCUUGUGUUAAUUGUGGAGCUUCUAUAGUUAUUUAAUUGUAAAUACUCAUUAUUCAGAUUUGAUGAAGAAUUAAGCAAUGUACUCAAUAGUCAUUAAUUAUAGUUGAUCUAUUAAAAUAUUAUUUAUAAAAAUUUUAAUGAAAUCAUAAGUACCUAAAUUAACAAUGUAUAAUUAAAAUAAAUUGUUAUGACACCUAUAAAGAGUUACAUAUUAUUGACUUAAUGCAAAGACUCGGGUUCAAUAACUGGUCUGUCCACUUGAUUUUUAACACUUAUUUUCUGAAUUUUUACAUGUAAUUUUACUUUGAAUAAAAUAUUAUAUAUGAUAUAAAUUAAUGAUAACAAAUAUAUAGAGGCCGAUUCAUUAAGUAUGCUCUUUCUAUUUUAGGGGUAAAUUGUGUAUGUAUG